AUGGAUAGAUUUAAUAGGAUCACACAAGACUUAAUAAACUGUGGUGAGAAAAUCCUAGAUGAGCAAAAGGUAGUUGGUCUACUUAAUGUUUUAGGAGAUAAGUAUAAAGACAUAAGAAAUGCUCCAGAGUAUGGUAGAAGUGACAUAACUGUUGAAAUAAUUCACAAUUUUCUUCUGAAUAGAGAACUGGAAUUUAAAUCUGAAUACAAAGAGGUGUUCAAUGUGGAGGGUGUGUCGCCAAAACAAAGAACACAUGUUAAAGGUGUGAGCAACUUUAGUCAUUCCAAUUAUCAUAAGGAUAAAAAUUUUAUCAAAAAGAAAUGGAGUAAUACCAAAGAAAAAGACAAGAAACCUAGUAAAGGAAAGGCAAAUAACAAGAAGUGCUUUUAUUGUGGAAAAACUAGGCAUUUGAUUAAGAAUUACAUUGACAAGGCUAAUGACCAAAAGAAAUACUCUAAUACAAAAAAUGCUUCAUUGGCAAUUGCUCCUAACUAUAAAGAGGCAAGAGCCAAUAUUGGAGUAGCCUAUGUGUCAAUAACAAAAAAUUAUGAUCAGGACUGGGUCCUAGACUCUGGAUGGUCUGUGAAACUUGGGAAUGAUGAGUCAUGUCAAUUUAAGGGUAUUGGAAAUGUGUUGUUGAAACUUCAAAAUCGUCAUAACAUGUUGUUGAAACAUACAAGAUAUGUGCCAGCACUUAGAAGAAACCUCAUAUCCUAG
This is a messenger RNA of Olea europaea var. sylvestris, 717 nucleotides long. RefSeq lists its product as uncharacterized. The record is from RefSeq and is a predicted model, not a curated record. The coding region runs from base 1 to 717 and encodes 238 amino acids. NCBI's taxonomy places the organism in Eukaryota, Viridiplantae, Streptophyta, Magnoliopsida, Lamiales, Oleaceae. The transcript is spliced from 2 exons.